Molecule: messenger RNA, 2790 nt
Organism: Mastomys coucha (southern multimammate mouse)
Lineage: Eukaryota; Metazoa; Chordata; Mammalia; Rodentia; Muridae
Gene: Cdkl3
Product: cyclin dependent kinase like 3
Exons: 13
Coding region: 778-2571 (597 amino acids)
Biological process (GO): negative regulation of axon extension; protein phosphorylation; positive regulation of dendrite morphogenesis
Cellular component (GO): nucleus
Molecular function (GO): cyclin-dependent protein serine/threonine kinase activity; ATP binding
Source: RefSeq, a predicted model, not a curated record
AUGAGAGUGGAAUAGAUUGCUCGAGCCUUAAAGACUCCAUCUGUGGAGUCUUUGAAUUGGAAUCUGUGAAUUUGCCUGCGGUGGGGCACAAUUGUUAUUUCUCAAGAAAUGAGUGGGUGUGAUUUUAGAGCAUAUCAAUGGGCUGCUGGUUGUCAAAGAAACCUACAAAAAUGAUUCAGAUUAGGGGAGAGAUUGUGCAGACAUGGCUAGGAGUUAUAUCUCGAGUCUGAGGUAACUCAGCACAAGCUUUGUACAAUAGCAAAGAGAGGCCAAAUGGACCGGAAGUGCUGGGGGGUGCUGAUUCGGAGCAGGUUCAGAAGCAUUGACCACCACCACACACAACCGCCCCCUGCCGCCCCCUCCAACCCCCCCACAGGCUCCUGGAAUUCUGGUGUUUAGCUUCUAGCCCUGUUUUGAGGAUUUGUUAGUUCUAGAGACCGGAACAGUGUAGUAUAGUAGUAGAUGCGGAAUUCUUUAACUCAAGAAGGGGGAGGAGCUCGAGACUCCACUGUUCCACUCCUUCCCAUAGUUCCAUGAAAAGAGGAAGGGUUAACCUUUCCCACUGUCCUUAUCCCUCCUUUCUUCAAACAAUUCUCUUGAUUUAAAAUGACCUUGAGAACCCAGCGUCUUGGUGCAUCCUGCUAAUCCCACCAUUCGGAUCAGGAGUAUAAGGCUAGCCUCAGUGAAGCGGGAUGGUAGCCACCCUGGGCCGCCUGAGAGUCUCAUCCCUCCCCGCAAAAAAGUAACCUUGAGGAUUGUCAGAAGCCAGGCUUGAAAAUGGAGAUGUAUGAAACCCUUGGAAAAGUGGGAGAGGGAAGUUAUGGAACAGUCAUGAAAUGCAAACAUAAAGAUACUGGGCGGAUAGUGGCCAUUAAGAUAUUCUAUGAGAAACCAGAAAAAUCUGUCAACAAAAUUGCAACGAGAGAAAUAAAGUUUCUAAAGCAAUUUCGUCAUGAAAACCUGGUCAAUCUGAUUGAAGUUUUUAGACAAAAGAAGAAAAUUCAUUUGGUAUUUGAAUUUAUUGACCACACAGUCUUAGAUGAGCUACAGCAUUACUGUCAUGGACUAGAGAGUAAGCGGCUAAGAAAGUACCUGUUCCAGAUCCUUCGAGCGAUUGAGUAUCUGCACAACAAUAAUAUUAUCCAUCGAGAUAUAAAGCCUGAGAAUAUUUUAGUCUCCCAGUCAGGAAUUACGAAGCUCUGUGAUUUUGGGUUUGCGAGGACACUAGCAGCUCCUGGAGACGUUUACACAGACUACGUGGCCACACGCUGGUACAGAGCUCCAGAACUGGUGCUGAAAGACACCUCCUACGGAAAGCCAGUGGACAUCUGGGCUUUGGGCUGUAUGAUCAUUGAAAUGGCCACGGGCAAUCCCUACCUUCCGAGCAGUUCCGACUUGGAUUUGCUCCACAAGAUUGUCUUAAAAGUAGGCAACCUGACCCCGCACCUGCACAAUAUCUUUUCCAAGAGUCCCAUCUUUGCCGGGGUGGUUCUUCCUCAAGUUCAACACCCCAAAAACGCAAGAAAGAAAUACCCAAAGCUCAACGGAUUGCUGGCAGAUAUAGUUCAUGCUUGUUUACAAAUUGAUCCUGCCGAGAGGAUAUCGUCUACUGAUCUUUUGCGUCACGAUUACUUUACUAGAGAUGGAUUUAUUGAGAAAUUCAUUCCAGAGCUGAGAGCUAAAUUAUUACAGGAAGCAAAGGUUAACUCAUUUAUAAAGCCAAGAGAGAAUUUUAAAGAAAAUGAACCCGUGAGAGAUGAGAAAAAAUCAGUUUUUACCAACACUCUGCUCUAUGGAAACCCAACACUUUAUGGAAAGGAAGCGGACAGAGACAAAAGGGCCAAGGAGCUCAAAGUCAGAGUCGUUAAGGCCAAAGGUGGAAAAGGAGACGUCCCAGAUGUGAAGAAGACAGAGUGUGAAGGUGAACACCGCCAGCAGGGCACAGCUGGUGACACACAGUCCUCAUCCCUGGACAAGAAGCCUUCUGUCUCAGAAGUGACAAACCCUGUCAAUCCCAGUGCGAAUUCUGACGGUGUCAAAGAAGACCCACACUCUGGGGGUUGUAUGAUAAUGCCACCUAUCAACCUGACAAGCAGUAAUUUGUUGGCUGCAAACCUCAGUUCAAACCUUUCCCACCCCAAUUCACGGUUAACUGAAAGAACAAAAAAGAGACGCACUUCUUCACAAACUAUUGGACAAACUUUGUCUAAUAGCAGACAAGAGGACACAGGUCCCACACAAAUCCAAACAGAAAAAGGUGCAUUUAAUGAACGAACAGGUCAGAAUGACCAAAUAGCAAGUGGGAACAAAAGAAAGCUGAAUUUUUCCAAAUGUGACAGGAAAGAAUUCCAUUUCCCCGAACUACCAUUCACAAUACAGGCAAAGGAGAUAAAAGGGAUGGAAGUUAAACAGAUAAAAGUGCUGAAGAGAGAAUCAAAGAAAACAGAGUCACCUAAAAUACCAACUUUACUUAGUAUGGACCCAAAUCAAGAAAAACAAGAGCAGGUUCCCACGGUUUGCAACAUCUUUCCUGGUUGGUGCAAGAGAAGCAACCUCAACUGGCCGUCCUGACCUCCCAGUGGGUCAACCCUACAUUCUGCAGAGAACUUACUUCUCUAAAGGUAGAGUCGGACCCAUCCCACUUGAGAGAACUUGUGACUGUCACCCAUUAGAGCACAGGGAGACCGACAGUGGGAGCUCUGAGCUUUGGUCAGAAAGAACAAUACAGCCUCCAGCUUGUUAGCUGAAAAUCUUUGAUCCCAGAGCUAAAUAAAACAAAAUGAAGUCUGC